AUGGCGCUAGCAACCCCCUCCAAUGUUGCUCAGUCAAACCUAUCCGCCUGCAAAGAUGAUACUAAUCUGCGGGCUAAGUGGGAGGUGUACUUAUCACCAGCACCCCUCUCCAUUGCUGUACUUGGAGAACUGGUCUAUGUCUCCUCUUCAGAUGAUUUUUCCAUAAACAAAAAUCCACCAAAGGAUGGCUUUAAAUUCAUUAGGUAUCCAGAGUCGUUCCGCGCCUGCCUCAUGCAAGUGUGCAAUGCUGGAUGGAGGGCUUUCAAUGAAGCUCACAAAAACAUGGAUCAGAUUCGCCUUUACACCCUGCAAGUUCCUGAACACAUAAAAACCUGUAUGGAACUCACUGUUCAGGAUGAUGAUGAGCUUGUGCAGGAAUUUCUGCCUGAUGAACUUAGGCAAAUUGACCAUAUUGUAACCGAGUGCUCACAACUGGCUACAUCUACCGAAAGCAAGUUUGACAAUGUCAUCAAGUUGAUUGGGGAGCUGCUGGAGGCAUGCGUUAAUGCAAAGCAAGGCCAUGAUGCUGAGCUUGAAGAUGUUAAAAAACAGAUGGAGGAGGCAAAACUUAAAGAGCAAUCAGCCAGGGAAGCAAGCAAAAGGGCUGAUGAGGCUUUCAAGAAAAUGGAUGAGAGGCUAGCCGAGGCUGAAAAAUCCUACAAGGAGUCAAUUGACAAGUUGCCAAAUGGAUGGGAGCUUUUUGGUAUGCAACUGGUCAACAGUAUAUCUGAAGCAUCAAUAUCUGUUGCCAGUGGGAUUGCCCAAAUGAUGCUCGUGAUAAAUAAUUUUCGACAUAUUCCUACUGGUACCACGACAGCUGGCACAACCCCCUCCACAGACUCAAAGGUAAUUGCUGUCAGUGCUGAGACUGCAGAACCUGCCAAGGAUGACACUACCACUGAACUGCUUGCAUCAAUUAAUAUCCUCUCACAGUCACACACAUUACUGUUGUUAUGUGGAAAACUCAAAGAGUUUUUGGAUGCAGAUCAAAUACAGUGGUCAAAGGUAUACGAUCAAAAAAGUAGUUCAGUAAAAUCUGAUUUCUUGAGGAAAAUCUUUGCCGAAAUCAAAGAUAAAACAGUCAAGGAGCAAGAAUGUCAGUCUAAAGUAGAUGCUCUGAAGAUCUGUGACAAAGGCAUUGACAUUUGCACUAACAUGGCUAAAUAUGCCCCUGAAGGAAAAACUGAGGACGCCAAGAUAAAAGAGCUGGUUAAGGAUAUCAAUGAUUUAAAUGACUCAGCUCUGGCUUUUGACUAUAAUAACAAGAUCUUCUCCAAUCGCCCAGAUUCUGCUGUAUCACCGCCACAUUUCAGCCAAAUUCAAAAAAAUUCAGAAGGAGAUGGUCCAGUCGGAAGAUACAUAGCAACUGCCCAAUUUAAUGUUGAGCAGAGGAAGGCUGAAGUGAGCAGGCUGACACAAAUGUAUGAGAAGAGUUUGGAAAACAUGGAGAAGAAAAAGCAGGAGCUCACAGACAUCCUGAUCAUGAUCCAGAAUCUCGGGACUAAGGAGAUAGACUUCAACACCAAGAUCAAAAUUCUGAUUAAAGGACUGGAAGCCAUGGGGAGAGUGAAGGAGCAGUGGCAGAAAACUGCGUGUUUCUUUCAGAUGGUUUCAAACAUUGUGAAGACCACCCUCAGCACCACCAUGGCUGCCUUUAAGUUGACCGUUGAAAAGGCUACAUCCAAAGGAAAGACAUACACCAAAAGCAAGUACGUGAAAGACAAAAUCUAUUUAAGGGCCGUCACUGCCUCCAACUGCACCAAUCUGGUGAGCAUGAUCUCUACCACCUACACACAGGUAUCUGAGGAAUACCUAAUGCCCUGCAUCAGUACUUUGGGAAGACUGAUGACUAUGGAUCCCAAUGGAAACAGCUUCAGGACUGACUAUGAAAAUUUACAGCAGUCCUGUCAGAAGGCAGAAGAAGGUCUCAUUAAUCUUGCCAGAAAGAACAAGGUCGACUUUGAAAGUCAAUGUCAGGCAGCAGCAACUGAACUAAAGGAGAUUAUGGAAGAGAAGCGGGCCGUACAAUCAGGGGAUACAGUGGAAAAGAUGUAG
Chanos chanos (milkfish) is the source of this 2055-nucleotide messenger RNA. RefSeq lists its product as uncharacterized. The coding region runs from base 1 to 2055 and encodes 684 amino acids. NCBI's taxonomy places the organism in Eukaryota, Metazoa, Chordata, Actinopteri, Gonorynchiformes, Chanidae. The record is from RefSeq and is a predicted model, not a curated record. The transcript has a single exon.